AUAACCAAUUUGGCUUCAGACCUCGGUUAUCAACAGAAAGUGCUAUUCUGUCGCUUAAGCAUGUCAUCAGAUACUAUACGGAUCGCAAAACCCCUGUGUAUGCGUGUUUUUUGGAUUUAUCCAAAGCUUUUGACCUGGUGUCCUAUGAACUUUUGUGGCAAAAGCUUAAGAGCAUUCAUGUGCCCCAGGAAGUAAUUAAUAUCUUCAAGCAUUGGUACGGACACCAGGUCAAUAGUGUAAGGUGGGCGGGAGCGAUGUCGGAUGAGUACAGGCUGGAGUGUGGAGUGAGACAAGGAGGACUAACAUCUCCCUCUCUCUUCAACCUGUACAUAGAUGCACUUAUUGUCGGGCUCAGCGGUAAACAUAUCGGCUGUCAUGUGGACGGAAUCUGCGUAAAUAACUUGAGCUAUGCAGACGAUAUGGUUCUGCUGAGUGCGUCAGUGUGUGGCAUUCGGUCCCUACUGAAGUCAUGUGAGGAAUACGCCCGUGACCAUGGUUUGAUGUACAAUGCACGUAAAAGUCAAUACAUGGUCUUUGAGGCUGGGUCUAAGCGAGUAUUGGAAGUGCCACCUAUCUACCUUGAUGGUGUUCCUCUGGAUAGAGUGCUACAAUUUAAAUAUCUUGGCCAUAUCAUUACGACCGACCUCAAGGACAAUGCUGACAUCGAGCGUGAGCGGAGGGCUUUAUGUGUUAGAGCUAACAUGAUCGCCCGCAGGUUUGCAAGGUGUUCCCGAGACGUGAAAGUAACGCUUUUCAGAGCGUACUGCACGUCUCUGUAUACGUGCAGCCUGUGGGCGAACUAUACUCAGAAAGCCUACAACACCCUCCGAGUGCAAUUUAAUAAUGCGUUCAGGGCGGUGAUGGGGCUGCCUCGCUAUUGCAGCGCGUCGGGCAUGUUCGCGGAGGCGCGCACGGCGUGCUUCUUCGCGAGCAUGCGCACGCGAGCGGCUGCCCUGGUGCGUAGGGUGCGAGCCAGCCCCAAUGCCGUCCUGGCUAUGAUUGCUGGCAGAGUUGACUGUUUAUAUAUUCGCCAUUGCUGCGACAGGCAUGUUUAGCAUAGCAAUCAAUAAAAGUAGUAGUAUAUAGUGUUAUUUAUUUUGUAAUUAUAUUUAAAUAGUGUAAAUGUGUAAUGAAAUUAUUAUCUAUUGUAUGAGUCCUCGUUACUUGAAAUA
Messenger RNA from Leguminivora glycinivorella, 1172 nucleotides. RefSeq lists its product as uncharacterized. The transcript has a single exon. NCBI's taxonomy places the organism in Eukaryota, Metazoa, Arthropoda, Insecta, Lepidoptera, Tortricidae. Bases 255 to 1055 code for a protein of 266 amino acids. The record is from RefSeq and is a predicted model, not a curated record.